Messenger RNA from Cuscuta epithymum, 3846 nucleotides. NCBI's taxonomy places the organism in Eukaryota, Viridiplantae, Streptophyta, Magnoliopsida, Solanales, Convolvulaceae. The record is from the annotation of a GenBank genome assembly.
UAUACAUGAGUUGACCAAGUCUUCGUUGAUAUACGAAUUUCGAAGAAGUGGUUAUAAUUGUGCUGCUCGAUCUUUGCUGUUGCCUCCUUUUCAAACCACUUCACUUGGUUAUGUAUAGUGGAAAUAUAACCGCACAAAUCCCAGAAGCUAGAUGAGGCGAAAUUUAGUUAGCAAAUUACAGAAACUUGGGAGAAUUCAAGCAUGCGCAGAUCACUGUUAUCUUCACCGAUUGAAAUUGCAAUUGCAAUUGCAGCUGGGGUGAGUUGCUUGCUGGUGAUGAGCGCAGCUUCCAGUAAGUGCAUUGAUGGGGAAAGGGAAGUGCUCCUGAAGUUUAAGCAAACCAUUCACGGCAAACUACGCUCUUGGGACAGCCAAAAUGAUUGCUGUGAUUGGAAGGGCGUUGGGUGCGAUAACCUUACCGGGCAUGUCGUCAAAAUCGAUCUUUCCGGUAUGUAUCUGUCCCCGAAAGUUAGACAUACCACCAUUCCAUUCAUUGAGCUGCAAUAUUUGAAGUAUUUGGAUCUUAGCUCUAACUAUAACUUGCUGGAAAACCAGACCAUCUCAUCAUUGAUUGAGAACAACAACAACAAUAAUAGUAAUGGUAAUAGUUUAGUUUCCAUUCAGCAUCUCAGCCUUAGUCAAACUGGAAUCAUUGGCACCAUUCCUGGAAAUUUGGGAAACCGCCUGCCUGCCCUCACUCACCUUAAUCUCAGCAUGAAUGGGUUAGAAGGUUCUAUGCCUGAAAAUUUUGGAAAUAGCAUGUCUGCCCUAACACACCUUGAUCUCUGGGGUAAUAGUUUAGAAGGUGCCAUUCCACAUUCUUUGUUCAAUGUGUCAGCACUGUACCUUUCUUGGAAUAAGUUCACUGAACUCAACUCCCUAUGUGACAUUAAAGCUGUUGCUGCUUUGAGGAUUUUGGAUAUCUCGUUCAAUCAUCUUUCAGGAACGCUCCCGGAUUGUUGGGAAAAUCUCCGUAGUCUAGCAUUUCUCAACUUGGCAAACAAUCACAAUCUGUCGGGGAGUCUUCCGACUUCCAUUGGUUCAUUGGCUUCCCUGGAGGGAUUGCAUCUUGACCAUAAUAAUUUUACAGGCACUCUACCAUCAUCCAUGAAAAUCUGCUCCAGCUUGGUAGUUUUACAUUUGGGACACAACAAGUUGUUAGGACCAAUACCAGAUUGGGUGGGUGAAAAUCUAACACGACUCGCUGUACUUGUGCUAAGAUCCAACAAGUUCAAUGCAAGUGUACCCUCAAGUCUUUGUCGUCUCCAAUCACUUCAACUGUUGGACCUGUCAGUGAACCACAUCUCAGGGACGCUUCCCGACUGUCUUUCUAAUCUCACUGGAAUGACCGUCCAUGAACCACAUCCCAGUGCCACUAUUUCUUAUGAAGGUGUUAGCCAAGGCGACACAAUAGAUAUUGUAUGGAAAGGUCAGGUCAUUCAACUUCAAACUACAUUAGGACUCAUAAAGAGCUUUGAUCUAUCAUCCAACAUGUUGAGUGGUGAGAUUCCAACUGAAAUCACAUCGCUAGAUGGGUUGGUUUCAUUGAACUUAUCACGAAACAAUCUAAGGGGACAGAUUCCUCCUAGGAUUGAUAACUUGUCAAACUUAGAGACUCUUGAUUUGUCUCAUAACCAUUUGUCUGGUAGCAUUCCUCAAAGCCUUGCCCUUAUUCAUCGCAUGAGUUUUCUCAACGUAUCCAACAAUAACUUAUCAGGAAAAAUCCCGGAUGGCACUCAACUUCAUAGCUUUGAUGCAAGUACAUACACGGGGAAUCUCGGGCUAUGCGGAGAUCCACUCCCUCACAGCUGUCGAAGAGAAUCAACUCACCCUACUAUAGAAGAAGCGGAUAAGUUUUUUUGCCAUGAGUUUUACGCAAGCAUGGGGGUUGGAUAUGCAGUUGGAUUUCUGGGAGUUAUUGUGAACAUUCUAUUUAUCAGGUCCUGUAGGUUUGCAUAUUUCAAACUCCUUGAUGACUUCGCUAAUUGGGCUUAUGUUGUGGCUGCAAUCCACAAGGCAAAAUUUGUGAGAAUACUUGGGGGUUAAACACCUUUGUCUUACAAGCAUUUUUUGCCCUUGCAAAUGCAUUGACGCAUAGAGCUAGCUCAGGUCAAGUCUUCUUUUAUCCUACUCCAUUGUGAUUCGAAUUUAGCUUUUGUCAUCACACAUGCUCUAAGAAGACAGUAACAAAUAUUUUUUAUGAAUGGACUCUCUUAUUGUUUUUCUGAUGUGCUUCAACUUGGAAUAUACGUAGUAGGUCAUAGGUGAUGAGGAAGAGUUUGAAUGAGUGGAAGAAGAAAUUGCUCAGAGUGUAUAAACAGUCCAUGAUCGAUGCAAUAAGAUGUGAUUGAAUCAGCCAAUGCAGCCACUUCAGCCAAAACUUCAUAAAUUUCAGCGGAAUCAGCCAAAUUAGCCGAUUUUGGUGCUACCAAACGGGCUCAAAGAGUGCUAUAUUGCAUAGGGUAAACACAAUGCACAAGGCAAACCCAAAUUUGAUAUAAAGGAUGUUCUAAAAAUUAAUACUGUCAAGGGUAUUUAAACCCAAUAAGUACAACACUUCAUUAUUAUGGUAUAGCUUCUUAUGCUCAUAAAAUGUGGACACAGUACAAGUGUUCUAGUUUUUAUUCACACUUAUAUUGUUUUUAGAUUAGUCAAGAAGAAAUUUAUAAAAAUCUGAAGUUGAAUAUUAAGAGUACAAUUAUGUACUAGAGUUAUGUUAGAGAAAGGCUAAGAGCUCGUUUGGUAACACUGGAAUUGAUUGAAUUUUUUUAAUCAUGAUUAGAGCAGGUGAAUUGACUGAAUAUGUUGAAGACUUGAAGUAUGAAAAAUUAUACUUUCUUCGUUCUUAAAUAAAUGCAACAGUUUCCAUUUUAUAGCUUCAAAAUAAUUACAAUGCAGGUGGAGGGGUGUUUUGAACCACUUUUCACUUUUUCUAUUACAUAAAACACAGUUUUAUAAAACACUAUCAACUUUACUUUUUCAAAAGCAUUUUUUUCUCAAAUACAAUCAACUUUUACUAUUAAGCGAUUAUUAAAAAUCACUUUAUUAAAUUAGAAACAAUCACAAACACUCCCUUAAUGAAAAGCUCUUCCUAAGGGCAUCACCAUCCAUGAGAUUAUUUGGUGAUUAUUCUAAUGACAUGGCAGAUUAUUUCGGGGAGCAUGAUUGAGUGAGAGAAAGUAUUGGGAAGGAUUAACUAACAGAAAAAAUCAGAGAUCAAAAUAAGAAACCGAAUUAUUUUGAGAUUAUUUAUGAAAUUAGAGUUAAUUAGUCAAUACAAGACCCACAAAAGACCAGAUUAUUUCGGGAUGAUGGUUAAAGGUAAUUCAGAGGGGAUGAUAUUAUUUCUAAAACAAUUGUGGAGCAAAUAUUAAAAGGUAAGAAUCGCAAAAAUCAGAUUAUAUUAGAAGCAUGGAUGUGGAUGCUCUAAGGGCAAAUUAUACUGUGGGAUCGGCAUACCAUGCUCAUGGUACACCAAUCCCAAUACGGUGACAUUUUUCUUUGAUCACCACGGUCUCAUGGUCUCUUACUCCCCCAGCCCACCAUCUUUCUUUCGUUCUUUUUGUUUUUUUACUUCUCAUCAAAAGUUAACAAUCAUUGAGUCCACUAUUUCCAAAUGGUUUUUUUUUUCUAAUUCAUGACCAGUGGAAUGUAUUAAGAGUAUUAUAAUUUUCUGAUCCAAUUUUUAUCAUUUCAAAAUAAAUUAAUUACGUUUUUCUAUCUCAGUCAUUAAUCAUACACUUCUUUCUAUUUUCUUUAUUCAAAUGAAAUUACAAUAAAAUUUAUUUUUUAUGUAACGUUUUUUUGUAUUUAUACAUUUCUUUCAUAAUAUAUUUUUCAUAUUCA